This is a messenger RNA of Adineta steineri, 3312 nucleotides long. NCBI's taxonomy places the organism in Eukaryota, Metazoa, Rotifera, Eurotatoria, Adinetida, Adinetidae. The record is from the annotation of a GenBank genome assembly.
AUGCAUUUUCUUCAUUUACUCAACGUGUUUUUUAUUACAUUAGCCAAUGCCUGGCCAGAUGCACCAUGUCGAAUACCACCACCAGCAACUGGUUAUACGAUUGAACAGUACACUGGUCGCUGGUUUGAAAUCGGUAAAAUCCAAACAGCUGGCGGUGCUUUCUUUGAAAGAGACUGUGUAUGCACUCAUCUUGAUGUUAAUAAAGGUGCUGAAGAUCCAUCAGUUGUCAUUGUUUCUAAUAUUUGCAAUAAGAAAACAGUCGAUGGUAAACUAAUCAUAGCCAAUGGAACAUUGACCAGCACGAAAAAACCAGCAGAUGGUCGUUAUAACGAAACAAUUCAUCCUGUGACUGUACCUGUUGCCUACAACAUAAUUGUAUUACGAACCAGUGAAUAUAGUGUUGAACCAUUGAAACAGUGGUUAAAUCCGAAAAUAGCUAGUUCUCCCUUUGCACAAUCUCGCUUACAAUCAGUCAUUGGGACUAUUCCUAAAAUUCAACCAACUGGUGAAAGUCAACAACGAGAACAAAGAAUAACAACACAUAAUAUUUCUCCAAGACCAAUCAAUUCUAGCCGUCUUCGUUCAUUGAGAAUUACGUCCGCACAUCCUCUCACUCAGAAUAAUGAGGUUAAUGAUGAACGAUCGACACAAAUUAAUUCAACGAGAAUAAAUGAACAAGAUGUUCAAACUGAAAGCAUAAAUUUAUCUAUCGAAGAACGUAUAGCAUGUGAGAUAACAAUGUCUUAUGUACCGAUCGACAAGGAACCAUCCAAUCGUGAGGAAAUUAUUGUAAUGCAACGACAUAGUACUGGCGAAAUUUCACUAGUCUAUCGUGGUUAUUUAACUAAAGGCGAAAAAUUUUCAUUCAAAUCCCAACGACGGCCAACAUCCAGUCUUUCAUUAGCUUUCUAUGUUGAAGGAAAGUUCAUUAGUGUCACGGAUGCAUGUUGUGAAUUUAAAUGCACUUCAAUAAAUUCAAAUGUUGAUGAUCAGAAACAGUUUAUUUUUCAAGAAAUUCAAAAAGCAAAUCCAUGUGAAAAAUGUCGAAAAGAUCGUGCUGAUAAAUUACUUUCAAAUAAUGAGAAAAACACAUUAUUAGUUCAAAAAAACAAAAAAUCUUUUCAUCCCAAUAACAUUCUCAUGCCAUUAUCUGUGAGUGAUCAACAACAGAAGCAGACCUCGAAGUCUAAAAAAUCGAAACCAUCAGAAGUACCUGAUGUUCAUCACUCAAAAACAUCAACAGUAGUGAAUUCUAAUCAGUCGGAAUCAGAAACAAAACCAUCAGAACAAAAAUCCGAUAAGAAUGAAACUAACACACUCACCAUCGAUGGUAAUACCUUCAAUACUCAACAACUUAUGCAAAUACUUGCAGGUAUGGGAUUGACAAGUCAAUCAUCGAAAGCGACACGUCGCCCAAAGAGUGUCGAAAAUUUUUGUUACAUUCUGGAAAAAAAUCUUUCAAUAUCCAAUGAUGAACAACAAAUGUUACGUGGUUUAAUUAAUUUAGGUUUUACAUUUGAUGAUAUUAAUUCCGAAGAAUCGAUUGCAUUUCUUAAAAAAGUUAAGAAUGAAAAGGUUAUUUUAAUCCUUUCGAAAACUAGCAUGGAAAAUUUAUCCAAACCUAUUCAAGAUGAACCAUAUCUAUAUGGAAUUUAUAUUAUCGAUUCAUCGGAAAAUAAUUCAUUCGAUUCAAAAUUUUAUCGAGGAUCGUUUUCCAAUAUGAAUAAUUUUUGUGAACAAUUGAAAAAUGAUCUUCUAUCAUUCACUUAUGAUUUAACAAAUAUUAGUUCUAUCAGUGCCGAUUAUACUGGAAUGAGUACAUUGACUUAUGUUCAAGCAUUAAAAGAUAUUCUCUUAGAAACAGAUGAAAAACAAGAUUUAAAAAAAGAAAUGAUCAAUUUCUGUCGUGAAGAAUAUAUUGAUAAUAUUAUUCAAUUAGAAUUUAUUGAUGAAUUUGAAAAGAAUUUUCAACCGUCUGAUGCUGUUGAAUGGUAUUUACGAACUGAAACUUUUCUAUAUAAAAUGAUGACACGAGCAUUUCGAGAAUUAGAUCCGGAUAUAUUAUUUAAACUUCGAUAUUUUAUUCAACAUUUACAUGGUCAAUUAAAAUCAUCUGUUGAUAUGAUUGUUUAUCGAACAGUUCGAAUUCGAAAAGAACUUUUUAAGAAAAUGAAAAAUAAUCAAGGAGGAUUAUUAUCAUUUAAUGAAUUUCUUUUAGUCAGUAAAAAUCAAUCGUCAAUUGAACCGUCUCCGAUGAAUCAAGAAUCGAAAUUAAUUCAUUUCGAAAUUAUUCUAGGAGCAAAUGUUAUUCGACAUGAUAUUUCCAAUGAAAUUCUUUUAACUGUCGGAACUAUAUUUCGUAUUGAUAAAAUCGAAACAAUUGAUGAAGAAACAUUUAAAGUUACAUUAACAACAAAUGAUGAUAUUCUUAAAGCUGGUCAAUUACUAACAAAAGAUUUACGUGAUGCUGUUAGUGGCCCAUUUCCAUUAGUACGUAUGUUGAAAUUGGUCAAACAAAGAGAAUUAACAGGUUAUGUCGAAUAUUUUUCAUCGUUACUAAUCGAUGAUCCACAAGCAAUGAAAGAUCCAACAGUAAAUUUAACACUUGGAGGAAUACUUCAUUCAUUAGGAACGCAUUAUUAUGAGCGAAAACUCUAUGAACAAGCAUUAAAUCAUUUAGAAAAUUCUUUACGAGUUUAUUUACGUGUUUUAUCUCCUGAUGAUAUACGAUUAACACCGACGUAUAAUAAUAUUGGAAGUAUUUAUCGUAAACAAGGUUUUAAUGAAAAAGCAUUAGAUUAUCAUCGAAAAGCUUAUGAAAUUCAAAAGAAUUCCGCCAAUCCUGAUCUAGAUUCCGUUGCUUCGUAUGUCGGAAAUAUUGCAUCAGUUUUAACAAAACUUGGUCAAUAUAAAGAAGCAAUUGGGUAUUUUGAAACGGAUUUAAAAAUUCAAAAAAAACUUCAUCCAAAUAAUAAUCAUCCUGAUAUUGCUGUUAAAUAUCAUAAUCUUGCUGGUGCUCAAUAUCGAGCUCAUCAAUAUGCCGAUGCAUUGAGUAAUUAUCAGAAAUGUCUUGAUAUUGAACUUAAAUGUCAUUCAGCUGAUAAUCCAACAGUUGCAGUUACUUAUGUUAAUUUAGCAACAGCAUUUGAGAAACUCGGACAAAUACAUGGCGCAAAGGAAUCAGUGGAAAAAGCGAUUACACGUUUACUUUUAACGAAAAAAGAAGAUGACGAAGAAAUACAAGGACAUAGAAAAUAUCUUCAACAUUUAGAACAAAAACUUUGGAUGAAAGAUUUAUUUUCCGCUACAUGA